AUGCCCUAUGCUGACUGCAUGAAGAAUGAUUUACAGGAUGGAGGGUUUUUUGCCGAAAAGGAGGGCGGUGAAAGAGAAGCAACGGAGGAUGAAUCUAUACUUCUCCCCAUCUCUCUAGACAAUAGAUGCAAGUACUGUUUACAAAUACCGCUUGACAGUGAGAUGAAGAAGACAUUUGGGAUUUCUGUUUGUAGGACGUGCCGUUGUAAUGCUCUUAAGUUUGUCACUAAGACUUCUUGCAUAUCGGACUAUCUUCUUACAAACGAUGAGCUUAAGGAGUUGCGAUUUCUUGAAAGACCCAAUCCUCGUAAGGGAACAUGGUCGAACAUGUACCUGUACCUGCAGUCUGAAGUUGAAGAGAUUGCAAUUCGCAAGUGGGGAUCACUUGAUAAGGUUGAAGAGACCAAGAGAGGGAGAAAAAGGAGAGCAGACGAUCGGAAGAUAAGGAGAUUAAAAAAAAGAAUAAAAGAGCUUAGAAGAAGAACCAGAAUAGAUGUCAGAAAUGAUGAGAAGCAUAUCCAUACAUUUAAGGUGGAAGGAGACAUAUGCAGAUGUGAAUGCGGAAUGUCUGUCGAGCAGGAGGAGAUAUGA
Messenger RNA from Encephalitozoon romaleae SJ-2008, 591 nucleotides. Its product is annotated as DNA excision repair protein. NCBI's taxonomy places the organism in Eukaryota, Fungi, Microsporidia, Unikaryonidae. The transcript has a single exon. The record is from RefSeq and is a predicted model, not a curated record. The coding region runs from base 1 to 591 and encodes 196 amino acids. Gene Ontology annotation, cellular component: nucleotide-excision repair factor 1 complex. Gene Ontology annotation, molecular function: damaged DNA binding. Gene Ontology annotation, biological process: UV-damage excision repair; nucleotide-excision repair involved in interstrand cross-link repair; base-excision repair.